Molecule: messenger RNA, 1590 nt
Organism: Cucumis melo (muskmelon)
Lineage: Eukaryota; Viridiplantae; Streptophyta; Magnoliopsida; Cucurbitales; Cucurbitaceae
Product: aldehyde oxidase GLOX1-like
Exons: 1
Coding region: 46-1590 (514 amino acids)
Source: RefSeq, a predicted model, not a curated record
GCCGGCCACUGGAAACUUCUGCAAGGAACCAUCGGCAUUUCAGCCAUGCACAUGCAGCUACUCCACAAUGAUCGUGUCAUCAUGUUCGACGGCACCGGCUUUGGCCCAUCCAACCUGUCGUUCCCCGGAGCAAGAUGCGCAAGAACCUACAAUGGACGUCGUAUCAGCUUCGACUGUACUGCCCAUUCCGUCGAGUACGACGUAGCCACCAACACAUUCCGGCCACUCGCCGUUCAGACAGAUAUGUGGUGCUCGUCUGGUGGAGCCAUGCGCGACGGCACUCUGGUUCAAACCGGCGGUUUCAAGGCCGGAGACCGGACCGUCAGGAUCUUUAAACCUUGCACAAGUUGUGAUUGGGAAGAGAUUCCGAUGGGGUUACUCACCCGUCGGUGGUAUGCCACCAACCACAUUCUCCCCGACGGCAGCCAGAUCAUCAUCGGCGGCCGGAAACGCUUUAGCUAUGAAUUCUUCCCUAAACCUGCAGCGUUUAAUUGGCCUUUGGCGAAGACUAAUUCUGUUCCUGAGGCAUAUAGAUUGCCGUUCUUGAUGCAAACCAACGAUGGCCAUGCCGAAAACAAUUUGUACCCAUUUGUAUUUCUUCAUAUCGAUGGAAGCUUGUUCAUCUUCGCGAAUAAUCGAGCGAUCUUAUUCGACUACACCAAGAAUAAGGUUCUCAAAACCUUUCCGAAAAUUCCCGGCGGCGAUCCGAGGAAUUACCCGAGUACUGGAUCAGCGGUGAUUCUUCCAUUGAAUUUGCAGGGAAAAUUGCUUGAAGUCGAGGUAAUGGUGUGCGGUGGAGCUCCAAAAGGAGCUCAUAUAAAAGCCCGCAAUGGAGUUUUCGUUGAAGCAUUGAACACAUGCGCAAGAAUCAAAAUUACAAGUCCAAAUCCCAAGUGGGUCCUUGAGAUUAUGCCACUUUCUCGAGUUAUGGGCGACAUGUUGUUACUUCCGAACGGCAACGUUUUGCUGAUCAACGGCGGAUCGUUCGGGACUGCUGGCUGGGAACUUGCCCGGAAUCCGGUCCUCAAUCCGGUUCUUUACCUACCCAAUAACCUACCCGGUUCAAGAUUCGAAGUGAAUGACCCGAGUACUACCCCUCGUAUGUAUCAUUCGACGGCGAUCUUACUUCGUGACGGUCGGAUUCUCGUCGGCGGGAGCAACCCACAUCCGGGUUACAAUUUCUCCGGCUUUCUGUUUCCGACGGAACUUAGCUUAGAAGCAUUUCAUCCUCCAUAUCUUGACCCUGAAUUCGCAGCCUUGCGUCCCACAAUAAUAGAACCCAGAUCUCAAAUCAUGGUUUUUCAUGGACAGAGGUUGAAGGUGGAGUUUACGGUGAUCGACGAAAUGGAUCCGACGAAAAUCUCGGUCACCAUGUUGGCUCCGCCUUUCAAUACCCACUCAUUCUCGAUGAACCAAAGACUGUUGGUGGUCGGCCGUGGCAAUGUGACGACGACCAUAUGGCCGGAACUGAUGUAUGAUGUUGAGGUUAAUAUUCCUGUUUCUGGUAAUAUUGCACCGUCGGGGUUUUAUAUAUUAUUUGUUGUUCAUCAAUGCGUUCCAAGUGAAGGAAUUUGGGUCCAAAUACUGUGA